GGGCGGUGGGGCGGAGAGAGACGGGGCACAGGGAGACCAUCGACUCUGUGUGGCAAUGAGUUAUUUGGGAUUAAUUAGUAAAGGAGAGGGAUGGACCGGGGCUGGGCUGAGGGCGGCUCCAACGUGCUCGGACUAAACCCAACAGAACUUGCCUUUGGAAGGAGCGGAAUGGCUGAAAAAAAUUCUAAGAGGGCAGAUCUAAAAGUGAUGUCCGGCAUCUGCUUUUGGAAUUUGUAGCGGAUGACUUGGCUGCCAGCAUGCCGCAUGGUUUGACCUGAAAAUGGGCGUUAAUGCUUCGAGCUACCCUCACUCUUUCUCUCAGAGGGUAGGAGGAAAUUCACAGGCUCAGCAGACAUUCAUUGGAACAUCUUCCUACUUACAUCAAGGAUAUGGAUGUGAUUCGAAAUUAUAUAGCCUUGAACAUAGCCACGAGAAACCACAAGACAAAAAGAAAAAGAGUUCUGGCCUUGCGACACUGAAGAAGAAAUUUAUAAAAAGGCGCAAAUCUAGUCGCUCUGCCGAUCAUGCAAAGCAGAUGCGUGAGCUUCUUUCUGGGUGGGAUGUAAGGGAUGUGAAUGCUUUAGUGGAAGAAUAUGAAGGCACUGCAGCUUUAAAGGAGCUUUCAUUGCAAGGAAUUUUGGCACGACCCGAUGCACGGACCUUGCAAAGAGAUCUAGCAGAUCUUUAUGAUUACAAGUACUGCACUGAUGUAGAUUUAAUAUUCCAAGACACUUGCUUUCCAGUACAUCGUGCCAUUCUGGCAGCGCGGUGUCCCUUUUUUAAGACAUUGCUUUCAUCGUCACCUGAAUAUGGUGCUGAGAUUAUGAUGGACAUAAACACAGCUGGCAUAGAUUUGCCAAUGUUUUCAGCACUGUUACACUACCUGUACACUGGAGAGUUUGGAAUAGAGGACUCCAGGUUCCAAAGUGUUGACAUCCUGUUACAACUCACUGAAGAAUUUGGAACACCGAAUUCUCUGGAUGUGGAUAUGCGAGAACUUUUCGAUAACAUGUGUUACUAUGAUGCUAUUCUUAGCUUUUCAUCUGAUUCAGAAUUUGUGGAAGCAUUUGGAAGAGGUUCAGGUUAUUUGGAUGAGGAACUCCGUGGGCAUAAGGCUGUUCUAUCUGCACGUUCGCCAUUUUUCAGAAAUCUUCUCCAAAGACGUAUAAGGACUGGUGAAGAAAUAACAGAUCGAACUCUGCAGACACCAACUAGAAUCGUACUUGAUGAGUCUAUCAUUCCAAAGAAAUAUGCAAAAGUAAUUUUACAUUGUAUGUAUACCGAUCUUGUGGACUUGUCUCUUGUAUUGCACUGCAACCCAUCUGUGGGGAGCCUAAGUGAAGUCCAAGCAAUGGUAGCAGGGAAAGGUAACAUGUCGAGAGCUGAAGAAGCGAUGGAGCUUUACCACAUAGCUCUUUUUCUGGAAUUUAAUAUGCUCGCCCAAGGAUGUGAAGAUAUUGUGGUGGAGAGCAUCUCCCUUGACACGCUGAUUUCCAUUCUGAGCUGGAGUUCGCAGCCUUACGGCUCUAAGUGGGUUUACCGACAGGCAAUUAAUUUCCUAUGUGAGGAAUUCACUUCAGUCAUGAUCUCUGAUGUGUUCUUUGAGCUCAGCAUGGACUACUUGUCUGUCGUACUUCAGUCGGACUAUCUGCAGGCUAGUGAGCAAGAUAUCCUGAAAUACAUGAACAAGUGGGGAGAACAUCAGCUCAUUAAACAGAUGGCAGAGAGAGAGCCGAACCUGCUGAGUGGAACUGCACACAGUGUCAACAAAAGAGGUGUGAAACGACGUGAUCUGGACAUCGAAGAACUAAAAGAGAUUUUGUCUCCAGUUCUGCCUCAUAUCCGCAUAGAUCACAUCCUUCCCACUAACAGUGAGGUUCUUAAUGAUGCUAUGAAGAGAGGACUGAUUAGCACACCACCAUCAGAUAUGCUCCCAACAGCAGAAGGUGGAAAAUCUCAUGCUUGGCUGCGUCAGAAAAAUUCUGGGAUCUAUGUGAAACCUCGAUUAUUUGCACCAUACGUGGAGGAGGCGAAGACUGUGUUGGAUGAGAUGAUGGUGGAGCAGACUGAUCUUGUCCGGCUGCGAAUGGUCCGUAUGUCCAAUGUACCAGACACACUAUACAUGGUGAAUAGUGCUGUUCCACAAUGCUGUCACUUAAUGAAUCACCAGCCGAUAGGUGCACCAUCUAACCCUCCUUCAAUCAUUGCCAAUGAAAUUCCCGUCCCCCCCUUGAAAAUGGUAAAAGAUAUGAUCAGGCGCCUUCAAGAACUUAGACAUACGGAUCAGGUGCAGCGAGCAUAUGCGUUGAACUGUGGGGAAGGAGCAACUGUAAGCUACGAAAUUCAGAUCCGGGUAUUGAGAGAAUUUAACCUCCCAGAUGCUGCUGUUGAACUGCUUCAGAAUCCUCUGAAGUUCUUUCCUCAUGAGCGGUUUGGUGAUGAGAGUCCAGUGCUAGCUGUCCGUCACUGCAGGAUGAGCAGUCCCCCGGCUGGACAGCGCGGUGAUGUUGAGCCCUUUGCAGCUUCCCGGCCACCUUUGCCACCACCUCCACCACCGUAUCACCCUCCGAAAGCAAUGACACACGAGAAGCACAAAACCCAUUCGAAGCAGAGGCUGCCUGGUCAGCUGUCAUCCCGCUCCUUAUCCUACCCAUGUAAUCGUUCUUUACAUUAUUCUGGACUGACCACCAGACCUAUUUAUACAUCUGGUGGUAAACAAAUGCCUCCCAACUGCACCAAUUCUGCCAGACUGGUCCAGGCGCAAACAGAUAUAGGGAGUGCUGAAGGUGCCUUGAAUGAACUGAUGCCAGACAUUGCAAUGGGUGUGACAUCUCUGAGUAACUUGUCACUUAAGGACAGAAGGUUUCCAGAGCUUGCUUUAAGUACCGAAGUGAACCAAAUGGCUUCAGAUUUUGCUUCCUUUCCACGGCCUGCACCAUAUUUGCACAGUAGACGCGCACACGGUGUGAGGAGAAAGCCCAGUCAUCUGAAGGCAGAACCUCGCCAAGGCUUCCAGGACUACCCUGAUCUCUAUGAUUUCUCCACUGUAUCUUACCGGCCGUACACUCCAGGAACAAGCAGACAUACAUUGGCUCCUUCACAGGCAACAUAUUUCAGCCCAGACUUAUACAACCCCAAUAGAUCUGCAGCAGCAGGGAGCUUCAAGAUGACUUCUCUUUGCAGUGAACCUUCUAGUAAGCCAGUAGAAUCAAGGAGAGAGUACUUACUGCCUCCUGAAGCCCAACAACCAAGACCCAGUGACCCACCUUAUUUCGAUUUUCUGGAGCAGCCACCACACAGGUUGGACUUAGCACUGAAGCAAGAGUAUAGUGGGGGCUCUUUGCACACCAGAAGCAGGGGAUUAAUGGAGACGGAUCUGACUUGUGGCCUGACCGCUAGCCAUGCCCUCAGUGUGCCCUGCAGCUCUGAGAGCCGCGAGGCUCACUGCAGCAGACGAUCAUCGGAUGGUGAUGUGCUGGAGCCGGGACCCAGCGCUCAGCCUCACAGAAACAUCCGGAACAGUAGGGAAGAUACACUAAGCCGAGAAAGGAGGUCACCAAACAGAUCUGAUCUCUCGUACAAAAAGUCAGCUCUUUAAUGACAGCAGUAAUCCAUUGUGAUUUUUCAGCAGAUGACUCUUAAUUUUGCUUUCAUAGAUGUUUUGUACAUAACAUUUCUACCUUAAAUAGGAUAAUUUCUAAGUGAUUUUCUAUGACUUUUUUAAUAUCUCGGGAAACCAAGUCAUGUGCAGUAUUGCCAUCCUUUCUAAUGUUCAAAUCGUCCAGUAAUCAAGUUCACCAUUUAAAAUAAUGCUUGAUCUUUUACCUCCGUUUUUUCAGGUCUGUUUAAAACAGUUCCAUGUUGUUGUGCAUUGAAUAACAAUUGUGUAAUAUUUAAUGGUGAAAAGUACUCUGAUAUACAGUACACAUUGGCAUAUUUUCUCAUUUUCGAGAAAGUUUUUAGUCUUUAAAAUACUGGGCAGUAUUCUUUUCAAGUGUACUCAGCAUUGGAAACAUGCAAGGGAAGAACGCCUUUAAUCUGCUGGCCAGCUGCCUCUAUUCAGAGCACAGAUCCUUGUCAGUUUAAAGCUAUAGUCUUAAUCUUGGGACAAUCAGAUUGCUGUGACAAUCGGUUUAUAGGAUUAAUGCUUUAAUAUAUCCUGAGAAGCUGAAAUCCCAAAGGCAGAAAUACUAGCAACAUGGAGAAAGCGGCUGGAGUUCCCGAUGAAGCUGCUGUCAUAUUGUUUGCUUAAUCAUGGAUCUGUCGUUGGACGCAUGAAACUUCUCAGCCCUUUCCCCUCAUUUUUUAGUUUGUUAGCUCCUUUUCAAAUUUCUGCAUGGAUAGAUGAAUGUUGGUCUCCAAAAUGGUUUCCAACACUUAAAAUAAUAUUAAUUCUGUGAAGGGGAGAAACUAGAAUGCAAGUUGUAUGUGAUUUUUAAAUUCUCUUGUUUCCCCUUUGCUGUAUCCAAGUAGGGUCUGCAAUUGCACAUAUUUAAGAUGUUCUGUGCACAAAAUGCUGAAGGAAUUCUGCAGGUCAGGCAGCAUCGAUGGUAAUGAGUAAACAGUUGAUGUUUUGGGCCGCGAUCAGUGGAAAGGAAGGGGGAAGCCAGAGUAAGAAAGUGGGGGAGGAGAGGAGUAAAAGCAAGAAGGUUUUUAUUCCCUCCAUAGAUGCUGCCUGACUUGCUGAGUUUCUCUAACAUUUUGUGUUUGUUACUCUGGAUUUCCAGCAUCUGCAGACCUCAUUUUCACCUCCCUGGCAACAGUUAAAUCCAGGCCUACUCCUAAAGACAGAGACUAACCCUGUUAAUCCAAUCUUGGAGGCAAGGUAGAAUAUCUAGAGAACUAUAAUAAUUGAUUAUAGUUGUUUUAGUUCUGUAUUCUGCCAGCUAUGUCGAUCCUACAAUCGCUUGCAGAAACUUCCCUCCUCUUGAACCUGUAUCUGUUGAGUUAUACAUUUAAAUUCUGUGGUGGCGUUUUGAAUUUUACUCAUUCUGAUCUACAGUAUAAAACUAAUUUGAAGUAAUUGUGCAGAUUUUCCUUCUCAGAUCUUGUUCUGUUUCCUGUUUGGAUGCCACAUCAGGACUGACAUUAGGAGACAGGAGAAUUCAAAGCAAAAAGCUUUGUGUGCAAAUUUCCAAUGCAAUAUACUGAUGCAAAGCCUACCGUUGUUCAGUGUUACAGUGCAAUCUUAUCAAUCAUGUCAGGGUACCUAGAGCUGAUGUAUUGGUGUUAAAUUGAAAAUCUGAAUUCUAAGACUACACACAAACUUCCAUUCUUGGGCUUGUGGCAACCAUUGAAAUAUAAAGUUUAAUUUUAUUUUAGUAAAGCGGAAUUAGGCCCUUCUGGCCUUCGAACCGCGCCAUCCUAACAACCUCAAUUUACCCCUAACCUAGUCAAGGGACAAUUUACAAUGACCAAUUCACAUGCCCAGUACACCUUUGGACUGCGGGAGGAGCACCCAGAGAAAACAGCCACAUCGAGGACAUACAGACUCCUUACUGAAGACACUGGAAUUGAAUUCCAAACUGCUAUAGCCUGAACGUAAUAGCCUCACGCUAAUCGCUUUAUUACUCUGGUGCCCUGCUUUAUUCCAAUAUGUUAGCUGUGCUUCAUUUGGUUGUACAGAGUGAAUUCCAAUUCCACUCCAGAUGAUCAUCCAGCCUAAUAGUCCCAUAUUGUACUGUGAGUGUUGCUCUAGUGCCACCUUGUGGAUGUGUGUGCAGUUUCUUGAGAGAGUACUGGGGUUUCCAGGUUUAACACAUUAGCUGUUUUCCAUUGAGGUUUGGUUAGACUAGAACUAUAGGUCAUGGAUUAAGGAUGAAAAGUGAAAUGUUUAAAGGGAACAUGAGGGGAACUUCUCUCACAAGGUUGGUUAGAUUGUGGAACGAGUAGCCCUUGCAAGUGGUGGAUUCGCAUUUGAUUUCAACAUCUAAGAGACGUUUGGAUAGGUACAUCGACGGGAGAGUUACGGAGGGCUAUGGUCCAGGUGCAGGCUGAUGGGACUAGGCAGAGCAGUGGUAUUCACUACAUAGGCUGAAGGGCCUGUUUCUGUGUUCGAGGACUCUAACAUUGUUUUCACUGUUGGUUUUUGAUCAGUAUAUAUUAGUGCUUGCUUUCCACCACAGCUAGGUUAAGAAGGUAGUCAAAACUGGCUGCUAAUUUAUCUGCAUUGCCACAGAUCUGCAGCCCUUCCUAAACAUAACAGAAGCAACUAUUUCCAGUACACGCACAACAUUCAAAAGUUGCCUGAUCUGACGCUACUUGCAUAUUGUUCUAAAUUGUGUUGAUGUACCUUUUUCUAUUGGCCACAUGUCCCUGCAUGAUGUUGAACUGCAACUGUUUACCAGUUUAAUUUUGGUUAUAUUAGAAUAUUGGAAGCCACUCAGAUGAAUUUGUGCUUCGUAGCAAAAGCUUUUUAAAAAACUUGCAUUGUUGGUGUUUAGUUCUCUAAUGAUUUGUUUUGGAUGCUUACGAUCUAAACUGUUACUGGGAUACAGUAAAGUGCCUUCAAUGCUAAAGGCUCAUAUAACAGUAAAUUAGAUCAAAUAUCCUAUGCAAAGGUUUUCUACAAAUGGCAUAACUGUCUAUUGAUUCUUACAAUGCUUCAAUGUAUAUAAAGUUUUUUAAAGAGAUGACUAUUUUUUUUAGCAUCUUAAAAGGAAGUUGUUGCUUAGUGAAAUGCAUUUCCCUAUUGAGUACUGUAGCAGUUGUACAGAAUCUCUCAUCUAUUUUUCUACUGUUUCUGGGGAGGGAAAAGCAUGUAACAAAUUCUAAACUGGCAUAGUUAGUGUUCUAAUUAAAUGGCCAACAGAAUGUUUCAUUAUGAUUGUGAAUUUAAUCCAUAUUUUUAUUAAAAUGAAACAGCACAUUUGAAAUGACUGUCCCUUCAUUGUUUGAGCAAGAGGAAAUGUGACCAACUGGAAUGACAUUCCAGUGGUUGGUGACUGUUUCAUCUGUGGAAGGAUCCAAAUAUAAUCUGAAUGCACUUUAUUUAUCCCAUAAUGUUCCUGAUUGUCCCCAAAUUCAACUUUGUAUGUUUAUCCCAUGUACCACCCUGUACCUAAUAAGAUGGCCACAUAGUGUAUGUCGGUGGUCUUCUGUUGCUGUAGCCCAUCCACCUCAAGGUUUGACACAUUGUGCAUUAAGAGAUGCUAUUCUGCACGCCACUGUCGUAAUGUGUGGUUAUUUGAGUUACUAAUCGCCCUCUUGUCAACUUGAGCCAGUCUGGACAUUCUCCUCUGACCUCUCAUUUCAGGGCAUUUUCAUUCAGAGGGUCGGCUGGUGGCACAGUGACUCCGGAACGGAGGUUCCAAUCCGAGUACGCUUUCCAUCCGUGCCGGGUUGAGUGUUCAGCUGGCAACUCGACCUCGCAAAAUAAAGAAAAAUACUGCAAAAUGUCUGUGUUAGGAGUGGCGUGCCACACCACGCAGUCUUUCGUUCCACGCCUUGUAAGGCAUGAAAAUGCCCGACGCUGGUCUUUCAUCAUUCGCUCACAGAACUGCUGCUCACUGGAUUUUUUUUGUUUUUCACACCAUUCUCUAUAAAAUCUAGACUGUUGUGCAUGAAAAUCCCAGGAGAUCAGCAGUUUUUGAGAUAGUCAGACCACACCCAACAAUCAUUCCAUGGUCAAAGUCACUUUCAUAUUUCUUCCCCAUUCUGAUGUUUGGUCUGAACAACUGAACCUCCUUGACCGAGUCUGCAGUUCUCUAUGCAUUCAGUUGCUGCCACAUGAUUGGCU
Messenger RNA from Hypanus sabinus (Atlantic stingray), 7738 nucleotides. RefSeq names its product BTB (POZ) domain containing 7 (gene btbd7). Gene Ontology annotation, molecular function: protein binding. The record is from RefSeq and is a predicted model, not a curated record. The transcript has 11 exons. NCBI's taxonomy places the organism in Eukaryota, Metazoa, Chordata, Chondrichthyes, Myliobatiformes, Dasyatidae. Gene Ontology annotation, biological process: morphogenesis of a branching epithelium. Bases 281 to 3598 code for a protein of 1105 amino acids.